Astrephomene gubernaculifera is the source of this 1901-nucleotide messenger RNA. The record is from the annotation of a GenBank genome assembly. NCBI's taxonomy places the organism in Eukaryota, Viridiplantae, Chlorophyta, Chlorophyceae, Chlamydomonadales, Astrephomenaceae.
GUGAAACACAAUUAGAUAACUAUGAUUCAAGCUAAGCUUUCCAUACACCCGGGACGGCACUGCCGACGGGCAGUGGCUUGUUGCCACUUGCAGAAUUGCGCCCUCUCGUCCAGCCACGAAACAUGUAAUCGUCGACUUAGUGUAUUACAAUGUGCUAGCACCUCGGUCGAUGCACCUACACUAUCCCGAUUCUCGUCGCUCGGAACGCACGACCCGUCGCAAUGUCUCGACUUGGCCCUUUCGAGAAGGCCGCUGCUGGCGUUGGCAGGGCUUUCCGUCAUCUCAGCCACCGGAAGCGGUUGUUCUAUAGCCCAUGCUGAAGAUGCCACAACUCAGCUGGAGUCCCCCACCUCCCCACCUGCUGAGAUAACUGCCAGCAGCAGCAGCAGCUCCGAAACCCUCACCGAGUACGGCAACGCCAAGCAGCAAUACCGACUGCUGGUGCCCGCAUCCUGGGAUGUCAAGGGCAAGGCAGGCGCCGACGUGUUGUUCGAGGACCCCUCCCGCCGCUCCACCAGUGUCGGCAUCACGGUGAGCCCCGUCAAGGUGUCCUCCCUGGAGCAAUUCGGGGGCCUGCGGGAGGUGGGCGACCGGCUGCUGCAGGCGGAGAGGAACAAGGAGAGCACCCUGGACGUGGCGCUGCUGUCCGCCUCCUCGCGCCGCGGGGCCGCCGGGGCCACCCUGUACGAAUACGAGUACGAACUGAACAGCACGCGCGGGCGCAAGCGCAUCCUCAACACCGUCACCAUCUUCAAGUCCAGGUUGUACAUCCUGAAUGCGGCCUACAGCUGCGGGCGGGAGGCGUGCGGCGAGGCGGCGCAGGGCGGCGUGCAGCUCCUGCGGCGGGUGGCGGCCACCUUCGAUGUGACUGCGGGCUAGGCAGGGUACUUUGUGGUGCUUGAGGGCUAGCUGUGCUGAUAAGCUAUGGUGGUGGUGGUGGUUGUGUCUUGAUGGACGCGGCACGACCCAUGGGCCACACGUUCUUCAGGGCUGUGAUACAGGUCGCAACAUUGCUGUGCCAGAAAGUUCGGUGAGCUCUGACUUGGAUGUACCAUGUCCACUUAGCGCUGAAAGCGAGUCUGACACUUGGUUCAAGUUGCGGCCGUUGGACUCUGCUCGGUACGGUUCUAGGGCCACUUUGCACACUCAAUGCAUCCUCCCUGCAUCCUCUAGGGCCUGUACAAGUUAGCUACGCGAUACGAAGCCAGCGAUGUAUAGAGUGUUGCGAACUCGAUCGAUACACGUUGGAACUGUUUAAAAAAUGCCCUUCGCAAAGCUUGUGGCCUUCACAUUAAUCGCCCUGCUGUUGCAUCUUACAAGAACCACGAAUGCAGCAACCAAGGUACGGCCCAGCCUCCAAAGCGAGCCCAGCUUUGCGGAUUCUGACUGGCAACGGCAACAGCUCUCGGGCCGCAUCCCGAACCGGGAGGAGCUCAUGCGGCGGCCUCGGGUGGUGCUCGGCCACCUGGGGGAGGCCGACUGGGCGUUCAUCGAGUUCCUGUGUUUCAUGCAUGCCAGCUGGCGAUACGUGACCACGCUGGGCAAGCCCUCCGGCUACCGUAUCGACCUGCUAGUGGUUUCGGAGCCGCGCUGGCUGCGGCAGGCCAGCACCCUCUGCCAGCGACUUGACGACCUGGACCCGGACCUGGACCUGGGUGCAGCACACAGCAGCGAGGUGGAGCGCCUCCGACAGCUCAUAUUGCAGCCCCCGGCCUCCAACCCGAACGCAUCCAGGUGCUGGGUGAUGCCGAGCUCGGGGCUGCGGGUGCCCCCCGCGGUGCAAGGUCACAGCUGGCGGAGCGGCUACCCGCACGCGGCGCUCAUCCAGCUGCUGGCGGAUGAGCGGGUGGGGCAGGUGCUGGGGGGCGUGUACGGAUACGCCUUGAAGACGGGUGAGGAGG